AUGGCCUUCAAGGAGAUCUUGGCCUCUUCCAUUGGCCUUUCCGUCUUGUCCCAGCGAUAUACACCACACUAUUCGCUCGGUCUCAUCUCCGGCGCUCUUGUAGCAUUUGUCCUGCAAUAUUUCACCUAUUUGGCCUACUACAUUGUCGUCUACCCACGCUUCUUCAGUGCAAUCCGCCAUCUGCCAUCUCCCAAGGGCGAUUUCUUUCUCGGCAACACGAAACAGGUCCUUGCUGAACCUUCCGGUCACCCACAACGAGAGUGGAUCGCCGACGUGCCAAACGAUGGCAUUCUCAGGUACUCGGUUUGGUUUCGAGGCCGGAUCCUCAUCACCUCACCUGCCGCACUCGGUGAGGUGCUGGUGACGCGCAACUACGACUUCAUCAAACCACCGCAGAUUCGAUUUGGCCUGGGCCGACUUCUCGGAAUUGGCGUGUUGUUGGCCGAAGGCGACGAACAUAAGAUCCAGCGCAAAAACCUCAUGCCCGCCUUUGCCUUCCGUCACAUCAAGGAGAUAUAUCCUAUCUUCUGGCGCAAGUCGCGCGAAUUGGUCGAGUGUGUGACCGAAUUCAAGAACGCCAAUCCGCUCGGAACGCCGCAUCCUUCGAGAACACCCAAAGACACUACUCCUGAGCAUGUGAAAGGAUCGAUCGAAUUGGGCGGAUGGUUCAGUCGGGCGACUCUAGACAUCAUCGGCGUGAGCGGCAUGGGCCAGGACUUCAAUUCACUCCGAAACCCGAACAACAAAUUGGCUCAGACGUAUCAGAUGGUCCUCAAUCCACCACGGUCUGCUCGCCUGCUUCAAAUUGCUGGAGCCUUUAUCUCUCCUCGUAUUCUGCGCCUGCUUCCACUGAAGCAAAAUGGUGUGAUAGAAGCCGCCUCAAAGUACAUUCGUGAGAUUUGUGGAGAGAUGAUCGUGAAGAAGCAUGAGAGAUUGCAGAAGAACCAGGCUGCCGAGAAAGAUAUUUUAUCUGUCGCCCUCCAAUCUGGCGGAUUUACCGAUGACCAGCUUGUUGACCAAAUGAUGACUUUUUUGGCCGCUGGUCACGAAACGACGGCUUCAAGCAUGCAAUGGGCGCUUUAUGUCCUUUGCAAGCACCCCGACGUGCAGAUGAAACUGCGAGAAGAGAUCCGCAAGUCAAUUCCGUCUCUGAGCCACGAAAUCACGUCUGAGGAGAUCGACGGCUGUCACUACCUGCAAGCUGUGUGUUCCGAGAUCCUGCGACUCUGGUCGCCUGUGCCACUCACUUUACGGAUCGCCAAUGUCGACACUAGAGUUGCUGGUCAUUUCAUCCCCAAGGGUACCACGGUCAUCUUGGCGCCUGCAGCGACCAACACCUCGAAGGAACUCUGGGGAGACGAUGCCAUGGAGUUCAAGCCUGAACGCUUCCUCAGCCCUGAUGGCAAAUCUAACAACCAGGGCGGUGCCACAUCGAACUAUGCAUUCUUGACUUUCUUACAUGGUCCACGUAGCUGCAUCGGACAAAAGUUCGCUCAGGCGGAGUUCGCAUGCCUUCUGGCUGCUUGGGUCGGGGCCUUCGAAACCUCAUUCGAGGAAGGCAGUCCACUUCAUCACAACGUCGAAGUCAAAGGCGGCAUCACGACAAAGCCUGCUGGGGGACUUUGGUGCGAUGUGAAACCGGUCCCGGGCUGGUAA
Molecule: messenger RNA, 1656 nt
Organism: Dissoconium aciculare CBS 342.82
Lineage: Eukaryota; Fungi; Ascomycota; Dothideomycetes; Mycosphaerellales; Dissoconiaceae
Product: cytochrome P450 78A3
Exons: 6
Coding region: 1-1656 (551 amino acids)
Molecular function (GO): iron ion binding; oxidoreductase activity, acting on paired donors, with incorporation or reduction of molecular oxygen; heme binding
Source: RefSeq, a predicted model, not a curated record